Messenger RNA from Ostrea edulis (European flat oyster), 1144 nucleotides. RefSeq lists its product as uncharacterized. The transcript is spliced from 2 exons. The record is from RefSeq and is a predicted model, not a curated record. Lineage: Eukaryota; Metazoa; Mollusca; Bivalvia; Ostreida; Ostreidae. The coding region runs from base 308 to 952 and encodes 214 amino acids.
UCAGCAAAUGGUUCCAUCCUUCAGAUUUAUGGUAAGGUAUCCAUCAACUUUGUAUUGAAUGGAAUAUCUCUGCAUCAUGAAAUGAUCGUUGCUGAUGUUUCUGUAGAUGGUAUUCUUGGCUUAGAUUUCCUUAUCAAGCACGAGGCCAUCAUUAACCUUCGUACACGCAAGGUUGAAGUCUCGGGGAUAGAACACCCUAUACAAUUGGAGGGUAUGGCGCAGGAAUACAAAGUGGCGUUGGUGCGUAGAAUAAUUAUUCCGCCUAGAUCCGAGGUCAUGACCGAAGGUACCAUUUGCCCAGGACCAGAUGGAGGAUACCCAGUUAAGAUUAGCUAUGGCAAAUACCAAGGUUACAGCUCGAAAGUCUAAAGAAAUAUGUCCUGUAUGUUUUCAUGAAGUCGACGGGAAGGAAAUCUGGAUCGAACAUGUUAUGAAGUGUACACGGAACUUGUUGGUGUGUGAGAAAUGCCAUGUGUCUUUCAAGAAGAAGGAAUAUUUCCUGAAACACAUGAAGAUGAAGCAUCCUGAUGUGGGUCCAUCUGAAGAAACAGAUAAAGACGCACCUAGUAUCAGUACAAUGCGAAAAGAUUCCACAGAUUAUGAUAGUGAAUGGGAUGAAGAUCCAGAAAUCCAGUUGGGAGAUGAUCCCGCAGAACGGAGCAUCGAAUCUCUUCCCAGCACUAGUGACCUGGUUGUUGGGCGUAUGGUGAGGAAACGAACGGCACCUAGCCCUGUGCACACAUCAAGAAAGGUGAUGAACAGAACAGAAGUUCGAUCUGUUUCAACAGGGGUGUCCAUCGGAACUCAGACAGAAGGUCGUAUGAUGAUACAUCAGUACACCCAGACUGAAGGUACCAAGAAAAGGAUGAAGGAGGUUGCUAUCACAAAGUAUCUUGAAAAUGGACGAAGCAUAAAGAAAAUCACCGAGAGUGAAGUGUGUUUUGACAUAUAAAUUGUAUAUGACUUUGAGUCCAAGAACACAGUAACAAAGAGUUACACAUAUGUACUGUUUUGAAUUAUUGUUAAGCAUAUAGGAUUAUGGAUAAGGCAUAUCUAUUUCACAUCAUGUUCAUUUUUUUUUCAUUACUCAUCAUUGGUCUACGUUUUCAUGUUUUCUUCUCAUUAAAUGUUUUUGUUGAUGAUA